This is a messenger RNA of Dibothriocephalus latus, 312 nucleotides long. The record is from the annotation of a GenBank genome assembly. NCBI's taxonomy places the organism in Eukaryota, Metazoa, Platyhelminthes, Cestoda, Diphyllobothriidea, Diphyllobothriidae.
AUGCGCGCCAAUGGACAAGGCCAAAACGCUCUGGACUUGGCCGUCGCUAAUGAUCAUAAGGACAUUGUAAACUUUCUGCUGGCUCACGUCAUUGAACGGCACGCGGGCCUGGCCGAACGCACGGGUCCCCCUUGUCCAGCCACAGUUUCAGUCCGGCUGUCAACAGGUAGAACGCAAACGUCAUCGGGGCCUGGACAACUUACGACGUGCGUGGAACCGAGCAAGUCAGGCAGUUUAUCCUCCUCCUCCUCCUCCUCCUCAUCAUCAUCAUCAUCCUUCUUCUCCGUCUACUCACAACCACUCCUAGUUACC